AACCGGGCUAUGGGUGGUAAAGAUGAGGAUGAUGAUUCUGACAAAUCCAAGUCUGAGGUUAACAACGAGGAGGACAGUGAUGAUGAGGUGGAGGACGAUGACUAAGUUAGAAAAUCAGAAAAAAGGAUUCGCCUGUUGACAGUUUGUUUCUAUAGAAGGCAAUGAAGGAUAAGAUGAUUACCAUAGAAGAAGUGCAGCAGUGUUUAGAUGAUCUUGAUGAAACAAGCACUUCACAAAAGCAGGUAGAAAAAGUCUUAGUUCCACCAUAUUACGAAGACUUUGAUGAAGAUAUUGAAGACGAGUUGGAUAAACUCAUGGAUGAAAGUAGAAACACAUCAGCAGAUGGUGCCGCAAGGGAACAUGAAACCACCUCGGGAACAGCUGAAUCGCUGAGUAACACCCUCUCAGCUCUUAAGCUUGCAGAUAAUGAUGUGACCGUAAGGGAACCAACAGAAGUAUCAAAUGUAUCAAAGGUUCUUGAGCUUACACAUUCCUGAUGAUUGAUGAUUAUCCUCCAUUUGUACAACUUACAUGUACUACAAAAAAAUGCCCUUGAUGUAUUUACAUCGCGUGUAGUGUUUAGCUUCAAUGAGUUGUUAAAGAGUGUUUCGGAUUGUCUAUUAAAACUGUAGUGUGAUAAUAAGGCAAAACUCUUGUGAUCUAAACUCAAGUCUGGGGACGCUUUUGCAGCGAAAAGGAACAUGUUCUAUCG
Messenger RNA from Helianthus annuus (common sunflower), 712 nucleotides. RefSeq lists its product as uncharacterized. Lineage: Eukaryota; Viridiplantae; Streptophyta; Magnoliopsida; Asterales; Asteraceae. The coding region runs from base 162 to 497 and encodes 111 amino acids. The record is from RefSeq and is a predicted model, not a curated record. The transcript has 3 exons.